UAUCAAAAUUGUGGCCAAAUUUCAAACAACUCUUGAAUAGAGAAAGGAAAUUCUCUUUAGACAGAAAUACGAGACGUAAAGAGAUAGAGAGAGACUGAGUAGAGAGAGAAUUGAGGGAUAGUUGAAAGGGACAAAGCGAAAGGCGGAAGGAAUAUGUGUGCUUGGCAUUGGGCAGAGGAAAAAAAAAACAUGGAGAGAGAUAAGCUUUCAAAACCCACUGCAAAGCCGUCACAUUCCCAAUACAAUGAUUUGAAUAUUAAUCAACCUGAAGAAGAAGAAGAAUAUGAAGAAGAAGAUCAUCAAAUCAAGAAAAAACAAAAAUUGGAUGACCAUGAAGAAAGAAGAGGCAGACCAAGAGGAAGGGGAAGACCCAGAGGAAGAGGAAGACCAAGAUUAUCUGAUACAGUGGCCCUAAUAAUCAGAUCACCUUCUGUUUCUGCCGAUGACCAUGAUGAUGAUCACCAAAAUCAUAGGAGAGGGAGGAAAAAGAAGAAUCUUAGGGCUGUUGUUGCAGCAGCUGAAGGAGGAUCACAGGAGGCGGAGGGUGUUGUUGGUGGCAGUGUUUUGGGUAACGGGCAGUCUAGAUCAAAGAGGUUCUCUGGAUCACCCCCUGAAUCCUUGAGGGACUACAAGGCCCAGGGAGCCUGGUUCACACCGAGGUCUUAUUUUGUACCUGGCUUUGCUUCAAAUCCUCUGCAUUCUCGGUUUGACCAAAUAUUUUUUCAUGCAAAAGAGAAGCAAAGUAGCAAUGAAGCAACAGAGCCAAUUUCAGGAAAAUUAACAGAGCAGCGGAUGGCAACUCCAAUUCCAGAAAGAAAACUGCUUGAACUUGUCCUUGAUAAGCUUCAAAAAAAGGACAAAUAUGAAGUUUUUGCUGAACCAGUUGAUCCAGAGGAGGUCCCAGACUACUAUGAAUAUAUAAAAAAUCCAAUGGAUUUUGGUACAAUACGGUUGAAGCUUGCAGAAGGAGAGUAUGCUAAUUUGGAGCAGUUUGAGGAGGACGUGUUCUUGAUCUGUAGCAAUGCAAUGAGUUAUAAUGCAUCAUCAACCAUCUACUACAGACAUGCACGUGCUAUACAGGAACUGGCACAAAAGUAUUUUCAGAUGUUACGGCUUGACCCUGAAAAAAUUCUUUUGGAGCAUAAAUCUCCAUCAAAUUCAAAAUCUAAUUAUUCUGGCCAGAAAAUUUCAAAUAGGACUCCAGGAAAAUUGCGUCUUGAAUCUGGAGGAUCAGAUCCUGCCUCAGGUGAAAUUCUGGCUACAAAUGGAAACUAUGCAAACUUGCUUGAUACUUAUCUUCAGGAUUCUGUUAAAUUAAAGAAGGGAGAUGCCUCUGAAAGGUCUGGAACUGGGUUUGAAUAUUCAAAUGGCACUGGUUAUCAGUGGCGUAACAAUGUUGAUGGUAAUAGUUUAGCAGUUGACAGCAAAGCUGACCAUUCAGAAGUUUUUUCAGCAGCAUCCGCACUGAAGACAAGAGCUGUGAAAGAUGGCCGAAGAGCUCUCUUAUGGGAAGAUGAACGCCGUGACACUUACAGGCCAUGGAAUGAUACAGCUAAUGGAGAUGAAUCAGCAUUUGCAAUUCCUGGUGGCAUGUCAAAACGCCUAAUACCUAUUGGGGCUCAGUCAGAAUCUGCAUAUGCAAGAAGCCUUGCUCGUUUCUCUGCAGAUUUGGGACCCGUGGCCUGGAAAAUUGCAGCUCAGAAAAUUAAAAAGGUCUGGUCUUCUGGGGCAGGAUCUCACCUGGAGAACAACAGGGAUAUCACAGCUACUUCUGUAGAUCUAUUUUCAAUAGAGAAGAACAAAGUUCAACCCAAACCAGUCCAUUUAGCACUACAUACUGAUGAGGGUGCAAGCAGGUUCAAUGGGACACUUUCUACUCAACUUGGCAGGAACGAAAGGUUUCUUAUAAAAGGGACGUGUGAAGGUCAGUCAAAUCAAUUAACUUCAACAAUGUCUUCUACCAACACUAAAUCACCAACAAAUUCUGAUGCACAUCGAACCUCAGCAAAUUGUUCAUUCUUACCAAACAAUCAAUCUGUUAAAUUGAAUUCUGUCCGGGAGCCAACCAUGGACUUGCCCUUUGAAGCAACAAAACAGAUGGACAAAAGAUCAAUCGCAGCAGAUACCAAAUUUACAUCUGAAGUAUCUCAGUCGAGAUUGCUUGAAAUUGUCUCAAGAAAUAACAAGCUUAUGCAAUGGAUGCCAACUCAACAGGCUGAUGGAGGACAGUCCAUAAUGAAUUUCCGAGCUACUGAUUCUCAAAGUGUUGCCACUGACAGGGGUGGUCCCAGAGAAGUGUUUGAUACUUCUAAAUUACCAACCAGCUCUGCCAGCUCAAAUGUUACACUCACACGCAAUACUUCUAUUAAUGACUAUCAAGAUAGGUCAAUUGCCGCCUCCUCUACUCGACCUGCUGGUGAAAACUUUACUGCUAGGGGUUUGAAUUAUUUGAGUAAGUCAGAUAACAGCAAAAUGUUCCUACCAUUACAGAAGGCAAGUCCUGAUAUAUAUGCUGGUACUUCACUAUUGUCAGUUUCGUCAAUAGAACCAAUAGUGACCCAAGAGCACAAUACAUUGCAACCAUGCAUACGAUCUCAAAAUUCAGAUAUAGCCCAUCUGGAUGCUGGUUCUCAAUCAACUCACAACACAAUACAAACUGUAUCUAGUGCAUCUUUGAACUCAAUGCAAAGUGAAACUCAACCAAGACCAUCUUCUGGUAUUUCUCAAUUAAUGCAACAGCAAAUGCUCUUGGAUAUGUCCUCUUAUCUCCAAUCACAGGCAAUCCGGAUGAACCCUCAAAAUUCAUCAAUGGCGACACUCAAUAUUUCAGAAGAGAAGGCAGGGCAAAUAUUUGAAUCACAUGUUCCCAACAGAAUGGCAAAUUUGAAGUCACUAGGGGUCAAUGAGUUAUCUCAGUCUCAUCUCAACUCUUUGAAAGUUGUAUGUUCACAAGAGAAUGCAGGGCAACUAUUUGAAUCACAUGUUCCCAUCAGAAUGACUAAUGCAAAGUCACUAGGGGGGAAUGAGUCACCUCAGUCCCAUCUCAACCCUUUGAAAGUUGCAUGUUCACAAGAGCAUUUCCAAAAGCUAUCAGACUUAUCUCAUUCUGUACCUUCCAAUAUCUGCAUUGGGUUUCAGCAUCCCAAGUCUCCAGUUAGAGAGUCUUCUGAGACACUGGUUCAUUCCCAACAACCUGAUUUGGCUCUCCAGCUUUGAUUCUUUCUCACCAGAAUGUGGGGUGUACUGAUGAUUGAUCUCUUUGUUGAAGGCUUUGCAUAACUUGCAUUUUAUGGCAAAGCAGUAACAAAAUUUCCUUAAACGGAUCCAUUAUUUUGUAAAGCAGCUGUACAGUUAAUGUGCUAAUUCUUGAGCUGCAGGCAACUUUUCUAUGUAGCAUUACCGUCUUAACAGAAGAGUUUCAUAUUUCUACAUAGAAAUUUUAUGUUGUCUUGCUUGUAUUGUACUACCAUUUCUGUAAUUAAAACUUAUUAACAGGUAAACCUUUCCUGUCAUUCAUCCCAUGCUUCUUUUAUGGUGGGGGCAUUAAGGAUGCUUGCUUUAUGGACUCAGGCACGUGACUAGUUGCUAAUGGGGUAUACUUUAAGAAAAGGCUUAUGUUUAUAUUUUUAAAUACAAUUAUCAACGCGUAAAAACUUUGGCAAUUCAACUCAA
Cryptomeria japonica (Japanese cedar) is the source of this 3672-nucleotide messenger RNA. RefSeq lists its product as uncharacterized. Bases 154 to 3216 code for a protein of 1020 amino acids. Gene Ontology annotation, molecular function: protein binding. The transcript is spliced from 10 exons. The record is from RefSeq and is a predicted model, not a curated record. Lineage: Eukaryota; Viridiplantae; Streptophyta; Pinopsida; Cupressales; Cupressaceae.